This is a messenger RNA of Ostrea edulis (European flat oyster), 2627 nucleotides long. Its product is annotated as TLC domain-containing protein 5-like. NCBI's taxonomy places the organism in Eukaryota, Metazoa, Mollusca, Bivalvia, Ostreida, Ostreidae. Bases 227 to 1078 code for a protein of 283 amino acids. The transcript has 5 exons. Gene Ontology annotation, cellular component: membrane. The record is from RefSeq and is a predicted model, not a curated record.
GACUUAACUUGGGUCGAAGUCUUUGACAACCCUUACACCUGACGGCAGUGACAAGGAAAGAAGACUUGGGUGAGCAUUGUGGCCCUUGUCACAGAAUGGUUUUUAUGAAAUCGAUCUCUAUUAAUUGCAAAAUAAAGACUUUCUGUCAUCCAAGUUUCCAUUGAUGAAAACUUUAUGGGUCCACUUACCUGAGGAUGAGCUGAUGUUACAGAACAAAGUUUAAGAGAUGGAGAACUCAUUGGGCACUGUCAGUGGAUUCUCCUUCCUGUGGUGUAGCUUGUAUUUUGGAUUGUGCCACUGGAAGCCACUGCGAAGCAAUGAAUGGCACUGUCGUACAGUAACUGCUAUUCAUGCCGUUGUUGUGUGUUUACUGUGUUUGUGGUGUGCAUUUGUUCAAGGACCGUGGCCAUUUACAGAAGCAGGUGGUCCAAGCACGCCACUUCAAUCUUUGACAGGCAUGAUAUGCUUAGGAUAUUUCCUGUUUGAUCUCUCCUGGUGUCUCUAUUUUCAAACAGAAGGUCUUCCCAUGCUUCUCCACCAUGUAUGCAGUAUUCUUGGAAUGACAAUCGCAACCAUGACAGGAAAAUAUGGAACAGAAAUGAUAGCUACCAUGUUCGGAAGUGAAAUAACAAACCCUCUUUUACAAAUUCGCUGGUUUUUACGAGAGACAGGAAAUUAUGAGACCAUUUUGGGAGAGAUUAUUGACCAUGCUUUCAUGUUUUUGUUUGGUUUCUUUCGUAUUGGAAUUGGAUCAUACUUGCUAUAUACAUAUUUUCAGCAAGAUACAGACUUUUGGGGUCGCCUUGGAGGAAUAACAAUUUAUGCUAUCAGUUGGAUGUUUUGGUUAAAUAUUUUGGUUUAUGCUGUUAAAAAAUACAAAAAAAGGUUUCAGAAUCGACAGAGAAAAAAAUUCAAAAGCAAUGCAGACUCGCUCACGAACAAAAAUGGGAUGGUAGCAAAUGGUGAUAGUUUCAACUCUUAUACUCAAACCUCAUGUGGAGUUAAGGAAUUAUCAAAUGAUAGUGUAUCAAAUAGGCCAGAAAAGCAGUGCAAUGGAUAUACAAAGAAAUCCUUGUGAUUAAUAUUGUGUCAAAAGAAAUGAGUUGAAUACUGUAUAAGUUGCAUUUUUAGUGAGGAUUUUAUUUUGGCAUUAUUAAGGACAGUGUUAAGAUUGCUAAAAUUGAAUAUCACUAAUAUUUAUUCCAUUUCGAAGGGAAUAGGUAUUUUCCUUGGAAUUCUAAAGUCGCUAAGAUUAGCUCUUGCUGAAUAUAUAUACCCAUAUUGAAAAAUCGCUAAAUUUGCAUCUCGCUAAAAAUACCACUUAUAAGGUAUAUAAAACAGCAUAUCUAGCUGCAAUAAUGUUGCCCUCUCCAAUUGUUAGCUCACCAGAGUUAAAAACUCAAGUACCAUGUUCUAAUCAAGAUAUAUUUCUUCAGUAUUUUGUUUGUCUGUUAACUUCACAUUAACCGCUUCUUGUCAAGAACCAACAAGACAAGACCUUACUUACCACAAAGCAUCCUUACCUCCAGACUCAAUGUUUGAAUAAACAGGUGUUUUCAUUAGUAAUCAAAGAAGCUUUUGCACCAAAUCUUUUCCAUUUCCAGUGGUUCUUCAGACCCUAGAAGAAGAAAUGCCUCUUAAUUAAUUUCAUUAAACUUGAAUUCCCUUUACCAAUAGAGGUUCAAAGUUUUUCAUAGGAAUAUAGAGGAAAAUUCUUCUCAAGAGCCACAAAAUACAGUUGUCAAAUUAAUGUACAUACAUGUAGAUCCUCCAGCUGAUUUUCAUCAGAUUGAAAGAUCCUUUGUUCACACCAUGACCCCCUGAAUCAUGAAUGGAGCUAUGAUAAGGGUUUAAAGUUUUACAUAAGAAUACAUAUGAAUAUAGGGAAAAUCUUUAAAAACAUUCUCAAGAACCACAAGGAAUUUGUCUUAAGAAAUUUAUAUGAAAGCAUCCUCAAAAAGUUUGCUAAUGCUGUGGCACCUGGGUCAAGGGCAGGUCCAUGAUAGAUAUUUGACAAUUUACAAGAGUCUACAUUUUAUAUAGGAAAAACUGUUUCAAAAUUUUCUCAAGAAUUGCAUUGGUAUAUUUUUUCCCAUAUGUAUGCAGUUAUCCUCAGGUAAUGUAAGUUCAUAAAAUGACAUCGGGAUCAAGGUGGGUCUACAAGAGGGUAUGGGGCAUGAUUAUGAUUUAAUGUUUUACAUGGGGAAAUGCAAUAACUCGAGUGAUCAAUGUAGCCAUGGCCUUGUGUUAUUGUAUUACAGAUUUCACCUUAUCCUAACUUGAAAUGUCUGGAGUUUUCCUUGAAGUAUAGUUUGGGUCAUAUCUACAUCAAAGGAAAAAAAAAACUUGAAAUUUUAGCAACACCCCCCCCCCCAAAUAAGAAUAUUAAAGAUCAGGGAGGGCUACAUAAUUGCAGCCAGUAUAUCAAAAUUUUCACUCAGUUUCUGUUGAAUUAUACAGUUGAACAUUAUUUUCCACAAAUUAUGUUUUAAUAAUGGUGGGAGAGUGAGUAAUUCUAAUUCACACUACCAUGUGAUUAUGCAGAUGUAUAUAAUGUAUAUUUAUUGAUCUUAAAAAUCUUAAAUUUUGCUAAUGUUUUCUAGAAUAAAUAUUUUUAUACCACGUUG